Seriola dumerili (greater amberjack) is the source of this 2044-nucleotide messenger RNA. RefSeq names its product mannosidase alpha class 1A member 2 (gene man1a2). Gene Ontology annotation, molecular function: calcium ion binding; mannosyl-oligosaccharide 1,2-alpha-mannosidase activity. Gene Ontology annotation, cellular component: endoplasmic reticulum; extracellular exosome; Golgi membrane. Gene Ontology annotation, biological process: carbohydrate metabolic process; N-glycan processing. The transcript has 13 exons. NCBI's taxonomy places the organism in Eukaryota, Metazoa, Chordata, Actinopteri, Carangiformes, Carangidae. Bases 30 to 1976 code for a protein of 648 amino acids. The record is from RefSeq and is a predicted model, not a curated record.
GCUAAGUUUUAAAUUUCAUCAGUCAAAACAUGACGACACCGGCUCUCCUGCCGCUGUCGGGCCGCAGGAUACCCACUCUUUCACCGGGCGCCUCCUCCUUCCCGCACCACAGAGCUACGUUGAGGCUCUCCGAGAAGUUCAUCCUCCUCCUUAUUCUCAGUGCCUUCAUCACCUUAUGUUUUGGGGCCUUCUUCUUCCUCCCGGACAAUUCCAAGCACAAGCGCUUUGACCUGGGCUUGGAGGAUGUGCUCAUCCCUCAUAUUGACUCGCCCAAAGAGGGGAAGCAUGCCUCUGGACAGGUGGUCAUACAUGGACAGGGAGGACAUGACGAGCACAGACAUAGGGAGGAGGAGGAGAGCCUGCGGGACAAGAUUCGGGCGGACCAUGAGCGAGCGCUGCAGGAGGCGAAGGAGAAGCUAAGAAAGUCACGCGAGGAGCUGCAGGCUGAGAUUCAGACGGAGAAGAACAAAGUGAUGGAGGACAUGAAAAAGAAGGAUACGGGGCCUAAACCCUUACCACCCGUCCCCAUGCCCAAAGUGGUGGGCGUCAGCGAUGGAGAGCCGCCGGAGCCUGACGUCAAAGAGAAACGCGACAAGAUCAGAGAGAUGAUGAAGCACGCAUGGGACAGCUAUAGACAGUAUGGCUGGGGUCAUAACGAGCUGAAGCCCCUCGCCAAGAAAGGACAUUCCACAAAUAUCUUUGGUAAUUCCCAACUAGGGGCGACCAUCGUGGAUGCUUUAGACACGCUGUACAUCAUGGGCCUCCACGAGGAGUUCAAGGACGGUCAGGAGUGGAUUGAACAGAAUCUGGACUUCGGUGUGAAUGCCGAGGUGUCCGUGUUUGAGGUCAACAUUCGUUUCAUAGGAGGACUGCUGGCCGCCUACUACCUCUCUGGACAGGAAGUAUUCAAGCUGAAGGCGGUCCAGCUAGCCGAGAAGCUGCUCCCUGCCUUUAACACCCCCACAGGGAUCCCCUGGGCCAUGGUCAACCUUAAGAGCGGCGUUGGUCGUAACUGGGGUUGGGCGUCAGCAGGCAGCAGCAUCCUGGCGGAGUUCGGGACCCUUCAUAUGGAGUUUGUUCACCUCACCUACCUGACAGGAAACCCCGCCUACUACCAGAAGGUGAUGCACAUCCGGAAGCUGCUGGCCAAAAUGGACCGACCCAACGGGCUCUACCCAAACUACCUGAACCCCCGCACGGGCCGCUGGGGCCAACAUCACACCUCUGUCGGAGGACUCGGGGACAGUUUUUACGAGUACCUGCUGAAGGCGUGGCUCAUGUCUGACAAGACCGAUACAGAAGCCCGCAAGACGUACGACGACGCCAUCGAGGCCAUCGAGCGCCACCUGAUCCGCAAAUCCAACGGCGGCCUGACGUUCAUCGGUGAGUGGAAGAACGGACACCUGGAGAGGAAGAUGGGUCACCUGGCCUGCUUCGCCGGCGGCAUGUUCGCGUUGGGCGCCGACGGCUCGCCCGACGACAAGGCCGGACACUACCUGCAGCUGGGAGCCGAGAUCGCGCACACCUGCCACGAGUCCUACGACAGGACGGUGCUGAAGCUCGGCCCGGAGGCCUUUAAGUUCGACAGCGGCCUGGAGGCGGUGGCCGUGCGGCAGAAUGAGAAGUACUACAUCCUGCGGCCGGAGGUCAUCGAGACCUACUGGUACAUGUGGAGGUUCACCCACGAUCCCAAAUACCGGCAGUGGGGCUGGGAGGCAGCACAGGCCAUUGAUAAGUACUGCAGGGUGAGCGGAGGUUUCUCGGGGGUGAAGGACGUCUACUCCUCCAACCCGACCUACGACGACGUGCAGCAGAGCUUCUUCCUGGCCGAGACGCUCAAGUAUCUGUACCUGUUGUUCUCCAGCGACGACCUGAUGCCGUUGGAGAGCUGGGUCUUCAACACGGAGGCUCACCCGCUUCCUGUCCUCCACCUGGGCAACAUCACCCUGCCCGGCAGCGAGCCGGCUCAGCGGUAGACGGACAGGCCCUCUUCCUCCACCACAGCACCAGGGGGCGCCACGUGUCCGCCCGCCUGCCUGCCUGC